AUGAAAUCAUUUAAAUCCUACAAUGUGUGUGUGUGGAUUUUGCAUUUAGCAGUUUUGUCCCUACCUUUUCUGCAGAUCAUACGAGGGCUGAAUAAUGGGCAGCACUGCUUGCUGGAAAGUCCGACAGGAAGUGGGAAGAGUUUGGCUUUGCUGUGCUCCACCCUUGGCUGGCAGCAGGCUCAGUAUGCUAAAGCUCAAGAAGAGGGCAGCCUGGCGAAAGACAAGAGCCAGCCAGAGAAAAACUGUGGAGACUGUAAGAAGUCAGAUAUUCCCAGUCCCUGUCGGUGUGUGUGCCACAGCAAAGCCUGCAGGAGCACAGCUGUAACCCCACCUAAAGCUGAUGUGGUGGACCUCACCUUGUCACCCUGCAAAGACAAGGUAGAGCUGCACACUCCAGCACCUGAACAUGGUUAG
Notothenia coriiceps (black rockcod) is the source of this 414-nucleotide messenger RNA. RefSeq names its product Fanconi anemia group J protein homolog. Gene Ontology annotation, cellular component: nucleus. The record is from RefSeq and is a predicted model, not a curated record. Gene Ontology annotation, biological process: nucleotide-excision repair; double-strand break repair involved in meiotic recombination. Lineage: Eukaryota; Metazoa; Chordata; Actinopteri; Perciformes; Nototheniidae. The coding region runs from base 1 to 414 and encodes 137 amino acids. Gene Ontology annotation, molecular function: DNA helicase activity. The transcript has 2 exons.